Armigeres subalbatus is the source of this 2686-nucleotide messenger RNA. It is a transcript of the gene Tdc1, whose product is annotated as aromatic-L-amino-acid decarboxylase. The transcript has 6 exons. The coding region runs from base 393 to 2171 and encodes 592 amino acids. Gene Ontology annotation, biological process: amino acid metabolic process. Gene Ontology annotation, cellular component: cytoplasm. The record is from RefSeq and is a predicted model, not a curated record. Gene Ontology annotation, molecular function: pyridoxal phosphate binding; carboxy-lyase activity. NCBI's taxonomy places the organism in Eukaryota, Metazoa, Arthropoda, Insecta, Diptera, Culicidae.
AUGCAAGAGACAACAUCUGAACUUAAUUCAACAUCAGGGUGAGAGAAGAAGCGUUUCCAAGAUUCAGGGUUUUCAAAGACGUUAAGAUAUCAAGAAUCGUAAUAGUCAGAGCUGUUUGUUUGGUUGAGUGAAAGUGCGCGGGAAAUUGUUGAACAGAAAAUUAACGAACCGCGUUCUGUUCUUUAUGUGAGAAGAAAUUUAGUGAUUCGUGAUUUAUUGCCACGGUGAUUGAGCUAAACAAAGCGCCAGUAUUUACGUUAACUGCCCAAAAUAAUAAGCAACCAAGCGACCGGGGUUUGGGUAGUGGAAUUUCAAAUAACCACUGGACCAUUGAGACAAAGUGAGGCCACGAGCCAGAUUCUGCAGUGCAGUGCGUUACCAAGGCGGAGAAGAUGAAUACCGAAGAGUUUCGCGUGCACGGCAAGCGGAUGAUCGACUACAUCUGCGACUACGGGAAGACCAUCGAGUGCAGGGAUGUGGCCCCAACGGUUGAUCCCGGAUUUUUGCGCCACUUGUUACCAGAUGAAGCACCCCAGAAGGGCGAAGACUUCAAGCGGAUGCUCGAGGACGUCGAGAAGAAGAUCAUGCCCAAUAUGGUCCACUGGAACCACCCGCGGUUCUUCGCGUACUUCCCGUCGGGCAACUCGUACCCCUCGAUCCUUGGCGACAUGCUGAGCAGCGCGAUCGGGUCAAUUGGUUUCUCGGGUAAGUCACCGUCAAAUGCGUUCGGCGCUUCGUCGCCGGCUGCCACCGAAUUGGAAGCGAUCGUCAUGGAUUGGUACGCAAAAGCGCUAGACUUACCGGCGUUCUUUCGCAGCGAUACGGUUGGGAGCGUUGGUGGGGGCGUUCUUCAGGGUUCGGCUUCAGAAUGCGCGUUGGUUUGCAUGAUGGCGGCUAGAGCACGGGCCAUCAAAGAGCUCAAAGGAAAUAAUGUGGAUGUUCACGACAGUGUCUACCUGCCGCAACUGGUGGCUUAUGCUUCGAAAGAGGCGCAUUCUUCGGUUGAGAAGGCUGCUAAAAUGGCGAUCGUAAAGCUGCGGGUUCUAGAAACUGAUAAUCGAGGUGUAUUCCGAGGUAAUACGUUGCAGGAAGCGAUUCAGCGUGAUUUAGAAUGCGGAUUGACCCCGUUCUUUGUGGUAGCGACUGUCGGAACAACUUCCGCUUGCGUGUUCGAUAACAUUGUCGAAAUAGGAGAGGUAUGCAAGCAGGUUCCCAGCAUUUGGUUUCAUGUAGACGGAGCGUAUGCGGGGAACUCAUUCAUUCUGCCAGAAAUGCGACACUUCAAGAAGGGUUUGGAGUACGCAGAUUCGUUCAACACAAAUCCCAAUAAACUACUGUUAACAAACUUUGACUGUUCAGCCAUGUGGGUUAAAGAAGUCAAACUGCUCACAUCGGCCCUCGCCGUAGACCCACUGUAUUUACAACACGAUCAUAGCAGUGCAGUCGAUUAUCGACAUUACGGCAUUCCACUGAGUCGUCGUUUCCGAGCGCUGAAAUUGUGGUUCGUUUUCCGGUCGUAUGGUAUAGUUGGACUUCAAAAAUACAUUCGGAACCACAUAGCGUUGGCCAAGCGUUUCGAGUCAUUGGUGCUACUGGAUGAACGAUUUGAAGUGCGUAAUGAUGUAAACCUUGGAUUGGUUUGUUUCAGACUUAUAAGCCAUGACCGAAUCAAUCGUGAUUUGUUGGCACGAAUCAAUCAUUCCGGCAAGUUCCAUAUGACACCCGCUAUGGUCAGAGGCAAAUACAUUAUUCGGUUUUGUGUUACAUACGAGCAUGCAACCGCAGAACAUAUAGAUUACGCAUGGGAUGAGAUUCGAAACUUCGCCGAGGAAACUCUGGCAGCUGAGUGCCCGGUCCCAACGAUCCAGCAAAUUUCCGUCACUCCUGCCAUCAAUAUCAAGAAACCACCGAAGAAGCUCACCCGCAGCAUGUCCACUCGAUUCUCGUUCACCCGCAGUGUGUCUCGCGAGAUGUACGAGCGACAAAACAGUCGAUCCCAGCUCACGGAUGGAGCCACGCCGAUCGUCAUUAUCGAUACGGACGAGAUCCUAGAGAGCCUUCAGCGGGCUACGGCGGCGUCGGCCGCGGCGGCUCAAUCGGACCACCGCGACCGAAUACAGAAACAGUCGGAACUGUACGAAUCGGACAGUACGGAUGAGGCUAGCAAUUGACUAGGAUCGUCGGCGGCGGAAGUGGAAGACUCUCAGCAUUUGGUCUUUAAGCCGAAGAUGCAGAUUGGGAACGCCGACAGCUGCGAUAAAGAAGACGACGACGAAGAUGAUGACAAUAAUGACGACGUCGAUGGUGACGACGGUAGCAGCACCGACGUCGAAGAUUCUUCAACGGCAGCAACGGAUUUCUUCCGCGGAAGCCUCCAAAGACAAUCCAAAUCAAAAAGCUGCUCUAGUAUUAGACAAAUGUGAUGACGAUGGAUGCUAUUUAUGUGUAUGGCUGUAUGUGCCAAACAACAAGUAUUAUUAUUCUCUAGGAAGCACUGCUAAAUUAUUCUAGGUUUAGACAUCAGUAGCGUUAGAGACGCAACGAGAAGUAUUAAACAGUAAUUAUUGCUGAUAACCAUGACCUUAAGAAAACAGGCAUAAAUGUAGUAUUAAAUAACGUUGAAAAUAUAUCUCAAUACCAUGUACGAAGUGCGACAAUUUCAUGAAUAAAUGUACAUAAAUGUUAG